AUGGGGCCCCCGGGCAAUAGGGGAUCAUGGGGGCCCCUGUGUCCUUGCCCAAAAAAAGCUUAUGAAAAAGGUACCAGGGGCAUCUCAUGGGGCCCCCUACUGACCCCCGGGCCCUCGGGCAGUCAGUCCGCCCGUCUGCUGCCAGGCUGGUCAGAGAGAUGGAUGGCAACAGGGGCGGACUGACAACUCAUGGGGGCCCCCGGGCAAUAGGGGAUCAUGGGGCCACUGUGUCCUUGCCCAAACUCAAAAAAGCCUAUGAAAAAGGUACCAGGGGCAUCUCAUGGGGCCCCCUACUGACCCCGGGCCCUCGGGCAGUGCCCGGGUUUCCAAAUGGUCAGUCCGCCCCU
Staurois parvus is the source of this 347-nucleotide messenger RNA. NCBI's taxonomy places the organism in Eukaryota, Metazoa, Chordata, Amphibia, Anura, Ranidae. The record is from the annotation of a GenBank genome assembly.